Messenger RNA from Dama dama (fallow deer), 3846 nucleotides. Its product is annotated as protein EOLA1-like. NCBI's taxonomy places the organism in Eukaryota, Metazoa, Chordata, Mammalia, Artiodactyla, Cervidae. The record is from RefSeq and is a predicted model, not a curated record. The transcript has 6 exons. The coding region runs from base 595 to 1080 and encodes 161 amino acids.
GCCGUACACACCGGAAAUCAGGGGCUUCAGUGUUUUGGCGGGCGCGACCGGACUAAGGCUAACUGGCGCCGUCACUUGACAGCGGUCCCUGUGGCGGACUACUGUCUUGCUUGGGGGCCGCUGCCCGGCCAUCCCAAAAAGGUGCCCGCGACUCGCUCUGCUUGCAGGAAGAGGUGAAAACGUGCAGACAAGCAGUCGGAAGAGUGUUUUCAUCUCUGGCCACCAAGCAGGCACCCUCUGCUUCGAGUGGUAGGAAAGUUUGAGCCCUUUCUUGGCCAGGGAUUCCACCCACACAGCAGGUUGACAGAGGUUCAGGGGGAUGAUGAUGCUCGGGGCCAGCCAGUGUGUGAGGACAUGGCACCCUUGCCUGUGGUUGGUGGAGUGGACACAGGGAAGCCUUUGUGGAAGACCAUUUGCUGGCGUGUGUCAGCACCUCAGACUCCAUGUGAUGGACGGGUCCUCUGGGUCGCCACCCCCCUAUCAGUGGACCACGUGGAGACGGAUGGAAGGAGCCAGCCCUCUCUGACCCCCCACAUUCAGUGUCAGCAGGCUUGGAGGAUGCUCAGCCAGGUGAGGCCCUGAGAGCCCUGGGAGAUGAAGUUCGGCUGUCUGUCCUUCCGACAGCCUUAUGCAGGUUUCAUCUUAAAUGGUGUCAAGACCCUGGAGACGCGGUGGCGGCCCAUGCUACGCAGCCACCAGCACUGUACCCUGGCAGUCCACAUCGCACACCGGGACUGGGAAGAUGAGGCCUGGCGGGAGCUGCUGGAGCAGAGGCUGGGGAUGAGCCCCACCCAGAUCCAGGCCUUGCUGUGGGACGGGGACAAGUUCGGCCGCGGAGUGAUCGCGGGUCUCGUGGACAUUGGGGACACUUUGCAGUGCCCAGAAAACCUAGAUCCCAAAGAGAUGGAGGAGCUGGAAAAUCAAGCCCUGUUGCCUGAUCUGCGACAGAAAUACCUGACUGUGCUCUCCAACCCCCGCUGGCUGUUGCAGCCUGUCCCUAGAAGGGGCGGGAAGGACAUCUUCCUGGUGGACAUCCCCCAGCAUCUGAUCCCCUUUGGGCAGGAGGCCUGUCCAAGCUGAGCUUUCAAAAGGUGACAAGAGACCAGCACAUGGUGACACUGUCGUCACCAUUGCACCCUGGACGUGCCCGUCUGGUUCAGUCUGAAUUGGCCCCACCCUGGAAUGUGCUGCCAACUUUGUGUGGGUCGGGGUGCCGGGACACCCCUCGUUCAGUGCUGCUCUGGACUCAGCAGGAGUCUCCCGGACUUUGACCUUUACGAUAAGAUGGCGUUGCCAUUCAUUUUGGCCCUGCUGGGUCUGGGUGGUUGAGAGAAAUGUGUUGAUAGGAAACCGCUUAGUGUUUUUCCUCUCUGUUCUGGUCCAGACUCGCCGAUGUUGGAACAGUGUCCAGGGGGCAAUGGGGGAAGGCUGGGGGCCAGGCUGUGUGUCGGCAGGUGGAGAGGCAUCCAGCACACAGAGAGGCCCACAGGCCCAGAAACAGGCCCCUGGAUCGGGAGCUAGAGAUGCUCAGCUGCUGAUCAGAAAGUUGUGGCAUUGUUGGGGGACCCUUGAGGAGCCCCUUCUGCUUCAGGGUGCAAGACUCAAGGAAGGUGACACCCCCAAGAUCAGGAGCCCGGCUGGGCCAUCUGCUGAGUGGCAGGCAAGGCCCAGGGACCAGCCUGUCCUGGGCUCGCCUCAGCGCUCGGCUUGUGGGUCAGACCCUUGGCCGAGCGUGUGAAAUGCUGCUGCUUCAGUUGAAAAGGAACCAUGGGGACCGGACUGAAGCCUGCCUGGGGCAUGGGCUUCCAGCCUCAUCUGGUUCACCCUGUGCCAUGUGUGAAUAGCAUGGACAGACAGAAAGAAGGGAGACUCACAGUUCUCAUUCAAUUUUUUAUUUACUCCUGUGGAGUUUUGCUCUACUUUAUUACAGCCAGAAAUCUAUUUGAUUACAAGAGAGUACUUUUGAGUGUCCCUAGGGACCUAGCAGUCAGGGAUUGGGCUUGUCCUUGACCUGCUCACAGAGGACACACUUGUAAUCUGAGGACUCUCCCUGCUCCUCCUCCACCUCAGGGGCCUCGUUUGGGGCCAUGACUGAAAGGGCCACCAUCAGGAUGGAGUAGCAGGUGUUGUGCAAAGCCAUCACUGAAUCAUAAUCUGGGUACUCGGGGGGGCUCUCGGGCAGUUCCCCUGCUCCAUCCCUUCCAGAAGUAGCUGGGGGCACAGACGUGGCAUUGCUGGACGUGCCCUCUCCGCUGUGACCGCCCUGCUCGCUGGGGAGAUAGUUUCUCCCGGCCCGCCCAGCUACACUGCCCAUAGACCAAAGGCCAGAGAAUACAAAUGAGCACCAGCUGGGGGUUCUGUGAGCAGGUGGUGUUCCCUUCUGGACUUUCUUGCUCGCCUCUUGGGUGCACUGGUUGUGGUGGAGUCGAGGAGAGUGUCUGGUUGCCACUGCUCACUUCUUUCUCUUCGUGGUCGCUGUUGUGCUGGCAGCAGGCUGAGCAGUUGUUCCCGGGUCGCCUUUCCUCUGGAUGUUCUGCAGGAGGAGAGGCUUGUCUCUCUGAAAGUUGGAGUUGGGAUAGACCUGAAAGGAAAUGAAUCACUUUAGCCAUCGGGUGGGAGAAGAGCCCUUCCUCGCUGCCCUCCUCCCCACCACCAUCCCAGCCUUGCCUAACUGUGGAGACAAGGUCUCUUCAUUCCUGGCAGGUUACGAGUCCCUAGCAUGUUGUUCCCUAGAGCUCCCCUGGGGCUGUCUUCACUUGAGGUGUUACUGGCCCUCCCUGACAUCAAGUGGCCUCUCAAGGUUUGGGGUCACCACUGUGGGUCCUGUCUAAGAGGGGUGGUAGAACACAACACAUCCUGCUUUCUCCUCUUUCCUUAACCACCCUCUUAUGAGAAGAAUUUUUCGUGGGAAAUGAAACCCAUCCAGCACUCAGCUUGUCUAGUCUAGUCUCUGCAGAAGGGCUUUCUGUGUUACCAUCAUCAUCUUCUUCCCUGCAGAGUGACCCGAAGGGCAGAUUUUACUGAACCCAUACAGGUUCAGUUCACUGAUGAAACUCUUGAUGCUGUCUGUCUCGAAGAUCUGGUCCAUGCCUCUGUGCUGGAGGACCUCCAUCUGGAAGAGAUCUACUCUGAUGACCACCAUGUCUUCCUCGUCAUUCCAGCAUGCAGAGGUGAAGGCCACAUCCUCCACAAUCCUCCAGAGCUUCCUGGGGAAGGACAGCCUGAGGAUGGCGUUGUUCUCUUCCUCCUUGGCUGUUUUUGGGUUCAGGCCCUGUGGGGGCAAAUUGUCUUGGAGGCUUGGAUCUUUGCUCUCGGGUUGCUCACCCUGCUUCUCCAAAACCUCCCCUCAGUCCACGUUUAGAUCUGGGGAGAAAUCACGGGAGUCCCCUGAUGCAGGUUCCCCAUCAGUUGAUGGGACCAGCCAGGCUGCGUGUGCCUCAUGGGAACUCUGACUAGCCAUGGAGCCAGUCUAGCUCAGGAGCAUUCUCUACCCAAGUAGUGAAUGCUCGGGGCAGAAGGGCCUCAGACCAGGGUCGGGGUGCCAAAUAAAUACUGUCUGGAGAUUCUAGAAUCUGGAUCGUGGGACAGGCAGCCAAUUAAGUGAUCUGCUUCCUUAAAUGAUAACAGUAUUUAUUUUUGAGGAUGAAAGUGAGGUUCAGGAAGGGGGUCAAAUAUGGACUUUUGCUUUUUACUCAAUUGUAUCAUUUAAUAUUAUAAAUAUUAGAUAAAUGUUUGUCCAAGUAAAUAAAAGGAUAAAUAUAUGUCACUUACCAUUCAAGAGGGCAAAUAAGACACAAACAAUACCUGUAGAAUGAUCCCAUUUAAAUAAACCACAUUGUAUAUGUA